Molecule: messenger RNA, 2696 nt
Organism: Oldenlandia corymbosa var. corymbosa
Lineage: Eukaryota; Viridiplantae; Streptophyta; Magnoliopsida; Gentianales; Rubiaceae
Source: the annotation of a GenBank genome assembly
GUAAAUUCAUCGACAAGAGUGAAGCCAAGCGUCAGAAAGACUUGUUCAUAUAUAUUUAUUUAUUUCUUUUGCCGAUCUCACGUCACCCAAUUCGCAAUCCUCCUUGCACGUUCUCACCUCGGUGGAAAAAAUUCCCAGCCCCAGCAGAAAAGAAAAUUUUGGGUCUUUCCUUUUGAUUAGACUUGAAUCGGAAUUUAUGGAGUGCAGUCGCGUGUAUGGAAUCGGAUUUUGUUUUAAUUUCCUGAUAUUGUGAAUUCGAUUGAAUUUUCUUCUCCCCGAUGUGAUUCUGGUGUUUUGGAUUUUCUUUUCUUCUGAAAUCUUGGAUUGUAUUGUUGUUUAUAUAUUGUGUGAAUAUGCUUAUAGAAGAAAUUAGCGAGGAGAAGGGGUUGGGAUUGAAGGUAAAAGAAAUUAGGGAGGUGAAGGGUUUGGGAUUGAAGGUAAAGGUGAAGGAGGAGGAGGAGGAGGAGGAGGAGGAAUUAGCUGUUAGCGAUCGGGAUUUGGUGAAAACUGGCGUUGGCCGUGGAGUAGGCGGUUAUUUAGGGAGGAAUUCGAAGAGGGUUCUAGUGGGAGUGGGUGCCAGAGCUCUGUUUUAUCCGACUUUGGUCUAUAAUGUGUUCAGGAACAAAAUUCAGACCGAAUUCCGUUGGUGGGACUGGAUUGAUGAGUUUGUCUUGUUAGGUGCAGUACCGUUCAGGUCGGAUGUCCGGCGGUUGAAGGAUCUUGGUGUUGGAGCAGUUGUCACACUUAACGAGCCAUAUGAAACUUUAGUCCCCACAUCUUUUUACGAGGCUCACGGGAUUCGUAAUUUGGUUCUUCCAACAAGAGAUUACCUGUUUGCACCAUCUUUGGAUGACAUUUGCCAAGCUGUCGACUUCAUUCACGAAAAUGCAUCUUGCGGACGUAGUACAUAUGUUCAUUGUAAGGCUGGUCGUGGUCGCAGCACAACCAUAGUUAUAUGUUAUCUGGUGAAGUAUAAGCAAAUGAAGCCAGAUAUUGCAUAUGCUUAUGUGAAGUCCAUACGGCCAAGAGUUCUCCUAGCCGCCUCACAGUUGAAGGCUGUUGAGGGUUUCUACAAUCUGCAGGCGAAGAAGACCUGCUUCUCAAGUUCCCCAAUGAGCCCGAUCUUUAGAAGUCCUAAGCUGUUUACUGGCCAAGAUCUUGUGGCUUUUGACGAUGGUUCAGUUGUGAUAAUUACCAACGCUGAUCUUGACGGGUACGAGGGAAACGAGGAGACUGGCAUUAUCAGAAAUGAGAUCUGGACAGACUUCAGUUUGAUUUACAGAGUGAGAGUGACUGGUAAGACGGCUCUGGCAAAACUUUCUUGCUUGUGGUUUCGGUAUCAUACUCCUCAGAAACUUUUAGGUGAGGAGGUGGUGGCAGAGGAGAGUCGCAGCUUAGUUGGAUCAGAUGUUGGAGGUUUUACGUUAGACAUCCAUGUCUACUCGGCCUAGCUGCCUGCCUAUGUUGAUAUCUCUGUAUAUAUUUUAAUUUGUAAAUAUACAAAGCAACAUCUAAUACUCUUUUGUAUUUUGGAUCCUUUUUGUGGAAUGAAGCCCAAAAAAAGGAAAAGAAAAUUUAAAUUUAAUACUCCCCUGUUGUGAACUUCUCUUUUUCGUUUGGAAAAGUGUUAACACAUGCUGGAACCAAGGAAUUACGGAUUUCGGUAUCAUAGUUGAUACUGAUUACUGCUGACACAAAAGUAUUCAGCUCGUGCAUGAUUAAGAUAAAGUACACGUAAAGCCUAAUAUGAGACAAUAAUACAUGGUAAGAUGAACACGUUGAGGAGUAUAAAGCCGCGGACUAUGGAAACAUGAACGACAUCCAGGGAAAGGGGAAAGAUUUAAGGUUUAUUUUGAAGCCCAUAAACCAACUAGCUAGUGAGGAUGUAUUUCAAUUUCUACUUGCUGUGGAAGCCAAUUGGGCAGUUGGACAUGGAUUCCUCUCCCUGUUCUUCCUAGAACUUGAUCAGGUGGUCGUUGACCCCAGAACUUGUGCACUAUAUAAAUGGCUGUUUUUAUCAGCAUAUCCCAUAUUGUUUCAACAAGAAAAUGGGGUAUCAGCUGGGACAAGGCAAACAAAAGUGCAAGGGAAAAUACAAGUGGGCAAAGAGAUUCAGGCAAAAGGAGAGAUGUAACAGAUGCCAAAGAUAAUGGUCCACAAAAUCCCAGUCCGAGCCUACUAAAGUAAUCCCAGUAUGCCGCCGAAAUAGCGUAAAGAGGGAUUGUGUUUAGAUUGGGUUGUUGUGACAAGCAAUAGUAGAGUAGCAAACUGGCAACGGCCAAAAACAUGGUUUUUGGGUGUGUUUCAAAAGGGGAUUCAGCUAGGGAUUGAUACUUAAUCUGGACCAAGUUAAGCGAGACUGUGAGAAUGAACGCGUAAAUGGCCUGACGAUAGGUCAGCUGAUUCAUCUGGUUACACUCGGGCUGGUGAUGAGAUUGCGGGAUGUUGUUGAAAUGGAGAACAUUGACACUGAAAUUCUGAUAAAGGAAGUAAUGAUUGUUAUGGAUGGUGUGAUUAGGGGUAGCAGGCUGCAUAAUUGGUUAAUUUGGAGGUUACGAAGUACGAUUAAGUUGGGAAGUAGAAGGGCUUUAUAUACGAUUUGAUGGUGAGAUUACUACUCUAUAUAUGAUGUUCACAUUAAGUUGGGAAGUAGAAGGGCUUUAUAUACGAUUUGAUGGUGAGAUCUACUCAAUGUA